Messenger RNA from Salvia hispanica, 503 nucleotides. RefSeq names its product MYB-like transcription factor ETC3. Gene Ontology annotation, biological process: regulation of DNA-templated transcription; cell differentiation. The record is from RefSeq and is a predicted model, not a curated record. Gene Ontology annotation, molecular function: transcription cis-regulatory region binding. Gene Ontology annotation, cellular component: nucleus. Lineage: Eukaryota; Viridiplantae; Streptophyta; Magnoliopsida; Lamiales; Lamiaceae.
AUCCACUAUAUUUUGCAACAAUAUUGCACUUCACACACUCACACACACUAACACAAACAGUAUUUCCCAUAAAUAUCCAAAAAUAUUUCAACUUCUUGAAAAUACAUCAAGAAACCCUAAAAAUGGCUGGUGAUCAGCUGCCGAAGGCCGAGACCCCCGACGACACGGUUACUAUCAGCUCCAUAGGUGAAGUAGUAGAUUUGGUAGCUGCUGAUGAAAAUUCAAUCAGUGAAGCAGCAAAGAAGCUUGAGAUUUCUGAAGAUGAGGAAACCCUAAUUAUCAGAAUGUUUAAUUUGGUUGGAGACAGGUGGUCUUUGAUUGCUGGAAGAAUUCCUGGAAGAAGUGCUGAGGAAAUUGAGAAGUACUGGAAUUCCAGACAUUCUACUAAUCAAAACAACUGAUUAAAUACAAUUUGGAAUCUUCAUGGAGAUAAUGUUUCUGACCAGAUUAAUUAAAGUAGGGGAAUUUCUAAUUUUUAUUACAUUAAUUAGCGGAUUGUGAUC